This is a messenger RNA of Caenorhabditis angaria, 1519 nucleotides long. Lineage: Eukaryota; Metazoa; Nematoda; Chromadorea; Rhabditida; Rhabditidae. The record is from the annotation of a GenBank genome assembly.
AUGUUUUUGGUGGAGAGUUUGAAAACGUCGCUGGAAGGUGUAAGUUUUGAGCAUUACUUGUUGUUUUAUUUUUUUGGAAAAAAUAUGCACAAUACAAAAAAAUGAAUAGCUUUUUCUCAAAAAAUUGAGAUUUUUAUGCAGGUUUCAACUGCUUUUGUGCAUUUUGCAUUAAUUGUUGGAGUCGCAAUUUAUACGGUUUUUGGAGCACUUUCAAUGCAAUAUUUAGAAUCGCCGGAAAGAAUGUGAGUGAAAAUUAAUUUAAAUUUGAAUUUGACGAAUUUAAAAAAUUGUGAAAGUUUGAAUUUCAGUUUUCCAGUCAAAUCUCAAAAAUUUCAACAAAAAAAAACUUUAGAACUCAAAAAUCCAAAUCUAAUCACAACUAAUAUUUUCAGCCGCUCUCAUAUGAAACGAGAAAUCCCGGAUCGCGUUGAACGAAUAUUUCUAGGCGAAGAAUUAUCGGAAAUGGAUCCGAAUGUUCAUAAAUGUUUGGAGCAAACUAUCAACGCUAUUUUGGCUCGAGAUAAUUGUGCUGAAAAUUUGGAUUUGAGCAAGACAGAUAUUGAACAAAUUGAUAAUUGUUAUUUGAAAGCUGAUAUUCCACCAAGAAAUAUUGAAAUGGUGAAAAAAGAGAAAAAUAAAAUCGAAGAAGAAAAACCGGCUGAAAUUGGUAAGAUUCUAUGAUGAAAAAUUGUAUAGAUUCUGUCUUUGUUUUUCAGAAAAUCAAGAGCCACCGGAAAAAUGGUCCAUCGGAAAUUCGGUAAUUUUUGCAUUCACAGUCAUCACAACAAUUGGCUAUGGACAUAUUGCACCAGAAACUUUCGAAGGUCGACUUUUUUGUAUUUUCUAUGGUCUGAUAGGUGUCCCAUUUACACUUUUAACAAUCGCCGAUCUCGGAAUGUUUCUCACAAAAAUCUUGAGAAGUGUGUUAACUUUAUCGAAAAAAUCAGCGGAUUUUUUGUUGUCCAAAUUUUCGAAAAACACGUCGGCUAGAUCUACCAAAUCUUGCGAGAAAGAUAAAAAGAGUAUUGAAAAAAAUGAAGAAAAAAUUGAGGAAGAAGAAGAAGCUGAACCCGAGGAAAAAGAAGAAUCUGAACCGCGAAAAACUGAAGAAUCUGUAGCUUUGGGCAUCACAUUUGCUUGCUAUUUAUUGGCUGGAGCAAAAAUUCUGUCGGUUUACGAGCCAGAGAUGAAUUUCUUCAAUGCACUGUAUUUCAAUUUUGUCACAUUGACAACAAUUGGACUUGGUGAUUUUGUGCCAAAAAGUUUUGAUUAUCUUUUUAUUACAUUGGUUUAUAUUGGAAUUGGUUUGGCAUUGACAACUAUGGCCAUUGAAAUUGCCGCCGAUUUAUUGAAGAAAAUACAUUAUGCUGGAAGGAAAAUGGAAAAUGUUGCGAGUGCUGUCGUUUGGUUUGGUGGAAAAAAGUUAGUUUUUGGGAAAAUUCUUUUUUUUUGUAAAAAACCACAACAAAAAGUUAGUUCUAGACCAACAUUCUUCACUGAGAAUAAAAAGAUACUGUAG